CGCUACCUCAUUGGUUGUGUCGCUGCCCAUUUCUGAUUAGCUUUUGUUGUUCUGGGCGAGUAGGAUGCGUAAGCGCAUGCGUAGUGUGAGAAAACCGAAAGACAGACUGAGUAACGCCAGCUCCGAGCAAGCCUGAGAAAAACGAAGGAAAACACCGCCAUAAAACCUUGAGCGAAAGACGGUCGGUAACUUUACAAGCCGUGCGUUUCGUCGCGUUGCCUGACUGGCUUUUUUGCCUUUUAUCUGACCGCGUCUUGCUUUUAUCAGCUUCGCGUUCAAGAGAUUAGAAUCUUUAGAUCAGACAACUUCUUCGCUGUGACGCACACGCAUGUAUACUUCCACUGAAAACACAUUUUUGCUUUGGUUCAAGCGAAAAUAGGCUUUAGUUGUGAUACAUGUAUUGACCAAUAGGAAACCGGCGCACGUUUCCCUGUUUGUGGCUUCCGGUUACCUUUCUGAGAACCAAUCACUGACGGAAGAUGUGAAGAAAGUCCCUCCUUCUUUUCUGUCUUUCCGGUGCCGAUCAUCAGUCAUCUUGUUGUGUACGGAGGAGGGUGUGGAUCAAGAGGCUGUCAGCUGUACUCUGAAAAGCCUCUAAGGCCUUUGGCUUCAGAAUGGCUGGGGAAAAUGAAAACCCGAAUUCGUCUUUGCGGAUCAUGACGUUUUAUCCAACAAUGGAAGAGUUCCGCAACUUCAGUCGUUACAUAGCGUAUAUUGAGUCCCAAGGGGCACAUCGCGCUGGUCUGGCAAAGGUGGUUCCUCCAAAGGAGUGGAAACCGCGGACUUGUUAUGAUGACUUGGAUGAUCUUGUGAUUCCAGCUCCAAUUCAGCAGGUGGUCACUGGGCAAUCGGGGCUCUUCACUCAGUAUAAUAUACAGAAAAAGCCGAUGACUGUGAAAGAAUUCAGACGUAUUGCAAACAGUGAUAAGUAUUGUACUCCUCGCUAUGUAGAUUUUGAGGACUUGGAGCGCAAAUACUGGAAAAAUUUAACAUUCAACGCACCAAUUUAUGGAGCAGAUGUAAACGGUUCCUUAUAUGACAAGCAUGUGGAUGAGUGGAGGAUUAGCCGCCUGAAUACAAUACUGGAUGUGGUGGAGAGAGAGAGUGGGAUCACAAUAGAAGGAGUGAACACCCCAUACUUAUACUUUGGCAUGUGGAAAACCUCCUUUGCUUGGCAUACUGAAGAUAUGGACCUUUACAGCAUCAAUUACCUGCAUUUUGGUGAACCAAAAUCAUGGUAUUCCAUUCCUCCAGAGCAUGGAAAACGGCUGGAGAGGCUUGCCAAAGGCUUUUUUCCCGGAAGUGCUCAGAGCUGUGAAGCCUUUUUACGUCAUAAAAUGACUGUGAUCUCACCAUUUAUACUGAAAAAGUAUGGGAUACCAUUUGAUAAGGUUACUCAAGAGGCUGGAGAAUUUAUGAUCACCUUUCCUUAUGGUUACCAUGCUGGUUUUAAUCAUGGAUUCAAUUGUGCCGAAUCUACAAAUUUUGCUACAAUGAGAUGGAUUGAAUAUGGAAAGCAGGCUGUUUUGUGCUCUUGCAGGAAAGAUAUGGUGAAAAUCUCCAUGGAUGUGUUUGUGAGAAAAUUCCAGCCAGAGCGUUACAAACUGUGGAAAGCUGGAAAAGAUUCUACUGUGAUUGACCACACUCUUCCCACUCCAGAGGCUGCCAAAUUCAAUGAUGAACAGGCAGAGACAGAGCAAAAGAAAAGUGUGGCCAAACACCGUAUAGGAACAAAAAGGCACCGUGUUUGUUUAGAGGUACCAGAAGAGCUGAGUGAAAGUGGAGACUUUCCCAAGGAAGAGCUCUGCCCUGAAUCGGCAAAUAUGGAAUCCACCUGUGUGGGUAAAAACGAAGAAACUGAGAGUUGUCAAGAUGAAUGUACUGAACCUGGCUCUUCAGGACAAGUCUUUGAAACACUCAAAAAUGUUGAAGAUUUCAGUCUUGCCGAGCAGGACUCCAUCUCUCAACCAGGAAGUCCCUCCACUAGUGCAGAAAGCUCAACAUCCUCUUCUUCCUCGCAAGAUAGUUCCCCAGACAGCUCAGGGUCAUCAGAUACGGACUCUGAAGCACAACAGUCUGCCAGUUGUGGGAAGCUUCACAGCUAUGCCAAGGCACAAGGCAGUGCUCACAUAAGGAAGAAAACAAGCAGCAUGGCCAGCUUUUCAGAGCAUGAUCUGGAAGAGGUAGCUGGCAAGCACAUAAAAUCUUUGAAGGAAAACAGAAAUUCCAAGAGCCGCCGACAGCCUCUGUCCAAGCUGCCACGUUAUCAUCCACUAGUGAUGAAAGACAGCGGCAGUGAUGAUGAUCAACCAGACCAGCUGCUGAUGGAUGAGGAAUUUGAGGAGAGUGAGACAUGGGCAAAGUCCCUUAGCCAGCUUUGGCAGAAUCGACCACCAAAUUUCCAGGCUGAAAAAGAGUACAAUAUUGCAGCUUCUCUUCUUCCACCUCAUUGUACUGUCUGCAUGCUUUUCAAGGCCUACUAUCAGCCUGAAUGUGUGGGAGAGAACAAUAUAAGUGAUCCCAGCAGUGUUGGAUUCCACCUGAAGACGAAGCCUCUUAUCCCAGAAAUGUGCUUCACAACAACAGGAACUAACACCGAGAUUAAUCUGUCUGCUCCUUUUCUGGAAGAUGAUGGAACUAGCAUCCUAAUUACGUGCAAAAGCUGCUGUGUGUGUGUCCAUGCCAGCUGUUAUGGAGUCUCCAAAGAAAAGGCUGUGGAAGGGUGGCUGUGUUCUAGGUGUGAAGAAAAUGCCCUGACAGAGGACUGCUGUCUCUGUUCUUUAAGAGGAGGAGCACUACAGAAAGCAAAUGACAACCGGUGGGUUCAUGUGAUGUGUGCUGUGGCAGUUACAGAGGCAAAAUUUGUGAACAUUGCAGAGAGGAGUCCUAUAGAUAUAAGCAAAAUUCCGCUGCAAAGGUUUAGACUGAAGUGCGCAUUCUGCAAGAAAAGGAGGAAGAGGGUUUCUGGAUGCUGUGUACAGUGUUCCCAUGGACGCUGCCCCACUUCCUUUCACGCCUCCUGUGCACAAGCUGCCGGUGUGAUGAUGCAGCCAGAUGACUGGCCAUUUGUGGUUUUCAUUACUUGUUCCAGGCAUAAAGCAUUACAGAAUGAGGGCAAAGAAUCAAUCAGAGAUAUUGUGAUUGGGCAGGCUGUGAUCAGCAAACACAAGAAUGGUCGAUACUACCAAUGUGAAGUGGUUAAACUGACCAAAGAAACGUUCUACGAGGUCAAUUUCGAUGAUGGCUCCUUCAGUGAUAAUCUGUAUCCAGAGGAUAUAGUGAGCCGUGACUGCCUCAAUUUGGGUCCCCCUUCAGCUGGAGAAGUUGUGCAAGUUCGCUGGACAGAUGGAUUGGUCUAUGGUGCCAAGUUUGUGGCAUCUCAUACUAUUCAAAUGUACCAGGUGGAGUUUGAGGAUGGAUCUCAGUUGGGUGUUAAGCGUGAAGAUGUGUAUAUGCUCGAUGAAGAGCUACCAAAGAAAGUAAAGUCCCGACUGUCUGUUGCAUCUGACAUGCGCUUUACAGAAAUCUUUACAGAAAAGGAAGUUAAGCAAGAGGUAAAGAGACAGAGAGUCAUCAACUCAAAAUAUAGAGAAGACUACAUUGAGCCAGCCCUGUACCGUGCCAUCAUGGAGUAAUAUUGCACUCUAACCACUCAACUCUAAAGUGGAGAGGCUGGCUUUUAGCAAAACAAAACUGUGGCCAAAUGUUUCGUAUCAAGUGGACAUGGGACAGUUUUUCCUUCUUCUGGCAGUCUGGUGGAUAUUUUUUUUUCCCCUUUUACCCUUAAAAUAAGACAUCCUGUCAUGGAGUAUGAAUCAUGGUAAAGUCAACUGCACCUUUGCUAAAAGUGCAGUCUGCUGCCUUCCAUGCUUAUAUUAGGCCGCUCCUGGACAUUUGUAAGGACAUAUAAAGCCCUUGCAGCCAGAUUACAUUUCAAACAGUGUUACUGGUGCUUGUGCUCUUUCCCCUUGGGGAGAAAAGUGGACAUUUUCCUUUUUUUGCUCCGCGAGCUCAAACCUUAUCGGUCUGACAGUGGAAUACUCCAAGCAUCAAACUUGUGUUUUCCUUCUUAUUCCACUCUGGUUUAUUUUGAUAAACUUUGCUUUAAAAAGCAGGACUCAUUUUGAUAUUUAAUGUGUUCGCCUGCAGCACUUGUGAAAGUUAACUGCUGAUAAAAUAAACUGCAGAUUAGUAUUGAUGCUUUAAGGUAAUGUUACCCUAAAGACUGUGUUACCUAGUUAAAAUACUCUUUGAGUAAGGAUAGCUUCCAGGCUCUUGUGUGAUUCAUCUGGUGUCUACCUCUCUUGCGAUAAUUACAUCAUUUGUUUAAAGGACAGAAACUUAGCAGUCUUUCUCCCCAAAUCUUGAUUGACACUCAUCACUCCUCAUUAAAGAAGACAUAUGGCUAUCCUUCUAUAUCCAGGAACCCUGUUUGAGGUCCAAGAUUUAGGCAGGCCAUCCUUUGGCUUAAACCCUGGUUUAAGGUCCAGCAUAUGUGGUCAGUCUACCCUUAUCUCUUAGAUGUUGUAGAUCAAUUGCUACAUGGAAUCACUGUAGGAACUGUCGCCACACUGUUCUGGUAUUGAAUCCAAACCCCUAGAUAAGCGUCUAAGUUUUACAGUAAUUUGCUUUGCCUACCAAUUGGGCAUCUAUGCUUUUUUGGGUGUGAGGAUCUCUGAAGAUGCUGUGGUACAGGAUUUACAUAAUAUAGAAGGAUAAGCGCUAACUCAUAGCGUAGCCUGAUCAGAUGCAGCCAGCUGGUUUUGUUUCUUAGUCAUUUUGAAAUGUUAUUUACAGAAAAUUUUGUUUUCCAUGGUGCAAAAAAAACUGAUUUUAAUGCAGGUUUUGUUUAAUUUAUUUUGACACAAAAAAAUUGUAUAAAGUAAUUUCUGGGAGUUUCCUGGUCAAGAAACAGUGUUCCAGAGUGUAGGCCUAAAGCUGCAGUGAGUAGAACUAGAAAUUACAAUAGACAUCAUGAGCCAUUUUAAGAGUGAAUUAGACUAUAUAUUUUAUAAAAGUCUAUACUCAAUUUUUUUUUCCUCUCAAUAGAACAGAGGAAAUGUAAAUAUGUUUUGAUAUGGGAUACAAUAUACUUUAAUUCAUCGCCUUAAAUUCUACUGGGUCUUAAAAGUGCAGAUUAAUGGUAGCUGAUGGCUUUUCUCAUAUGGACAGUAAAAGAGAAUUAAAUGUCUUGGGCAGGAACAAACCCUUGACAUAAGGCCUAUAAAUGUGGGAAGCUGAUGGUACAGUAAUUGGUGGCAUAUAGGUGAAGCUGUGCCAGUUCACUGCGAUGGGAGUAUUACUGCAUCUGAUACUUUUAAAGGAAAACUAUAAAACUGCACCUUUGUGAAAUAGUACUUUAUAACAUUAUAAAACUUUGUAUUCAAUUAGGAAAAAGCAACAAGAAAAUGUAAUUUCAUACAUUUAAUUUGUAUUCUGCUUUCCUGCUAUUUGCCCAUAACAAACAUUAGGAGGGUACUGUGUAAGUGCAGGUGAGGCCUGCUCCCACUCAACUAGUGAUAAGAGCACAUAGUGCCUGCACAGGGCCUAGCUCCUGCUAAGACUACAACAUUCAUUUAUAAUUAUGAAUAUUACUGCUUUCACAUCACUGCAGGUCAUUAUAGUUUUCCUUUUAACUCUUCAAAGUGUGUGGACUUUUCAAUCAUUGUUCCUUUCAAUCAUUGUUCCUCAAACUGAAAAAAAGUAAUUUCUGCUCUUUUUUAUUUUUAACUAUUCCUUAAAUUAUAUGGUAAGUUAGAGCAUCAAUUUUAGCAAUAAAUGUGUGUGAUGUACAGCA
Molecule: messenger RNA, 5797 nt
Organism: Xenopus tropicalis (tropical clawed frog)
Lineage: Eukaryota; Metazoa; Chordata; Amphibia; Anura; Pipidae
Gene: kdm4a
Product: lysine (K)-specific demethylase 4A
Exons: 22
Coding region: 615-3635 (1006 amino acids)
Biological process (GO): chromatin remodeling; DNA-templated transcription; regulation of DNA-templated transcription
Cellular component (GO): nucleus
Molecular function (GO): histone H3K9me2/H3K9me3 demethylase activity; histone H3K9 demethylase activity; metal ion binding
Source: RefSeq, a predicted model, not a curated record